This is a messenger RNA of Vicia faba (fava bean), 510 nucleotides long. The record is from the annotation of a GenBank genome assembly. NCBI's taxonomy places the organism in Eukaryota, Viridiplantae, Streptophyta, Magnoliopsida, Fabales, Fabaceae.
AUGGAGGAGGCAUCCCAAAUGAUAGGAGUAUUUCAAGUUCUACCAAAGCUCGUUGUUUUCGACCUCGAUCACACUCUUUGGCCUUUCUACUGCGAGUGCCGCUCCAAAAACGACACACCUUCUUUGUUUCCUCAUUCUAGAGGCAUCUUGAGUGCACUCAAAAAUAAAGGAAUUGAUGCUGCCAUUGCUUCUAAAUCACCAACUCCUCACAUAGCAACCACGUUUCUUGACAAACUCGGUAUCGCCUCAAUGUUUGUCGCACAGGAAAUAUUUUAUAGCUCAACACACAAAACAGAUCAUUUUCAGAGAAUUCAAUCAAAGACCAGUGUCUCCUAUAACUCUAUGCUCUUUUUCGACGAUGAUAACAAUAACAUCAAAGAGAUUUCAAAAUUGGGAGUAACGAGUAUUUUGGUUAGAAAUGGUGUGAAUCUAGGAGUAUUUAGAGAAGGCCUCACUAAAUUCUCUCAAAACUGGGAUGCGUCAAAGAACAAGCAGAAAAGGCGUAAAUAA